Messenger RNA from Colossoma macropomum (tambaqui), 3027 nucleotides. Its product is annotated as immune-associated nucleotide-binding protein 13-like. The transcript is spliced from 3 exons. Bases 145 to 2010 code for a protein of 621 amino acids. NCBI's taxonomy places the organism in Eukaryota, Metazoa, Chordata, Actinopteri, Characiformes, Serrasalmidae. The record is from RefSeq and is a predicted model, not a curated record. Gene Ontology annotation, molecular function: GTP binding.
CAGUGUGUUGGUGACAUUUGAUCAGACCGCUCAGUACCAACACACACGCACAAAACACAUAAUAACAAAUAGAAUCGCUGUCCACUGUGUUCAGCUGCUAACCUAGAACAGUCUCUGAUGUGGGUGUAAGUUCAGUCCUCCACCAUGGCUACAUCAGACAGGACAGCUGGAAAUGGCAGUGAUGAAGCAGCCAUACAGAGAGAGGAAGAGAGAGAGGGCGAGAGAGAGGAGGAGCUCAGGCUCGUGCUGAUUGGCCGGACCGGCUCUGGGAAGAGCGCUUCGGGGAAUGCCAUCCUGGGACGACGGCGCUUCCUGUCUGAGCUGAGGGCAAGCUCUGUGACGCGAGUGUGUGAGCAGGCCAGUGCCGAGCUGCCCGAGGAUGAAGAUGAAGGUGAUGAGGGCUCCAGCAGGUGGAGGAGGGUGGUGGUGGUGGACAUGCCAGGAUUCGGAGACACUCGAUUGGACGCAGCUCUAGUUCACAUUGAAAUCGCAAAAUGUGUGACGCUGACUGCCCCUGGACCUCAUGCCUUCCUGCUGGUCAUACCGCUGGGCCGUUACACAGAUGACGAGAACCGAGCUGUCCGAGAGAUGCUCCAUGUGUUUGGUGAAAUUGCUCUACAGCGGCACACGCUGGUGCUCUUCACCCAUGGGGACGAGCUGGAGGAGAACAGAGGUGGGAUAGAGGGAUUUCUCGGUCAAGAUGACACGCCAGAGGAGCUGAAGACUUUAAUCCAGACCUGCAGAAGUCGAUAUCAUGUUCUAAACAACAAGGAUCCAGGAGACAAGCAGCAGGUGAAAAUGCUAUUCAGAAAAGUGGAGAAGAUGAUAGAGGAAAAUGGGGGACAGUUCUACACGAGUGCUAUGUUCCAGCAAGCUGAACUUGCCAUCCAGGAAGAAGAAAAGAGGCUGAUGAGAGAGACAGGAGAAGGAGAAGGAGAAGAGGAAAGAAUGGAUGAAAGAUUGGCAUUAGCUAAGAGGAGAAGGAUGGAUCUGGAGGAGGUAUUGAGAAGGAGGGAGGUGGAUGGAAGACGGGAUGAGGGUGACCAGGAGGACAAAUGUUUGGAUGAAAGGAUGAGUAAAGGGUGGGUUUUUUUGCAGGAGAGACGAGAACAUUGGAGAGAGAGAGAGAAGAGAAGAGGAAGCCGGCGCCGUUCACUCCAGCUAGCGGUUAGCCGCUUCCGUAGAGACGCAGCUCUGUCUCAGAAGGUUCUAGACCAAGUGAAAACGUUGGUGGCAGCUGGGGCAACAGGAAUGGCAGUGGGUGCAGUUUUUGGAGCUGCUGCUCCUCUGGCUAUGGCAGCCGGAGCGUCCAUGGUAGGCAAUUCGGUGGGGCUGGUUGGGGUAUCUGUGGCAGGAAGUAGUGUAGGUAAAGCCCUUGGCGCUAUUGUAGCAGCAGCAACCGGAAAAACAGCAGUAGCUGUGGGCGCUGCUACUGGAGGGCUUCUAGGGGGGUCCAUGGGGGCUCUAGUUGGGACAGAAGCAGAAGGGCCUGGGGAGGCAGCACUAGAAGCCAUGGGGCAGGUAGGCACAGUGGGAGCUACAGUGGUGGGUGUGGCUGCAGGAGUGGGUGGGGCUUUGGGGGUAGGGACAGUAAUGGGGGCACUGUUUGAAGGUGGGCCUGCACUAACUGGAGUGGAAGCCGCAGCUGGAGGAGCAGUUAGCAUCGCUAAUGCUACAGCUGUCGCUGCACCACAGGCAGUGGCCACCGGGGGUGCUGUGGGACGUGCUGUGCAAGCAGUAGGGGGUGCUGUGGCUGCACCACAAGCAGUGGCCACCGGGGGCGCUGCCUGCAGCGGUCAGAGUGGUUUAGCUGCUAGCAUUGGGCUAACAAGUGCUCUUGACACAGUGGGAACUACAGCACGGAUUUUAACAGCAGUGACGGAAAUUGGAAAGGCAGCGGCUGGAAUCAUAGUGGCCGGAGGACUCGUGGUGAAGGUGGUGAAGGAGAAGGUUCGAUCAGCAACUGAAAACACGGAGAGACACUCUUAUGAGAUCUACUGGAACAAAUAAGGGAUUGUAUUAGUACACUUUGCUUUGGAGCACAUGCUGAUAAUUUAAUACGUACAGUUUAAAUCUCUGAAGGUCCAGUCCAGGAUUAAAGUGCAGGCUUGCUGUUCCAUUAUUAAUCUUAGGUCUUAUUAUCCAAACUACUCUUCAGUGUUAUUCAGUAUCUUUUACAAACUAUUUCUUAUCUAUAAUGAAAGUGCUAUGAAUCUGGACCCAACGACAAAUCCUUAGGUUUUAAGUGUAAGGGAUUCAUUUCUCAGUUGAUUUGCUGGAGCAGUGGAACAAAAAUAGCAAUGAGUUUGACUGCCCUGAUUUGUGUAGUGCUAUUUUAUUCAAUCACUAUACUAAAAGAUUUUUUAAAUAAUUGAUGAUUAAAUCUCUAAGUCACUUUCCUUAUGAAGCAUCAGCACAGUUGAACAGACUGAUAUUUGCAGUGCAAUUUGAUAAUAUAGGUUUUUGCUCUUAGUUAUGGGUUGCAACCAAUAUUUGCACUUAAUGUUGCUGAAUGUCAAAGGUUCAGUCAUUUGCUUAACAUUUAUCCACUGCAUUGACAGGUUAUUAGGUACUGUUUUGUCAGACGUGGUACUGUCAUGGUCCUUUUCUGUUGAUGUACAGGGUGGAGGGAGCUGAUAAAUUGUGCAGCAACAGAUGGGCUACAGUCUGUAACUGUAAAAAAGAAAUGAUAUGGAGGACUACUUGAAGCAUGGUGUGUUCAGACCAUGCUUCAAGUAGUCCUCCAUAUCAUUUCUUUUUUUUGACAGUGUUCAACCCAGCUUCUAAAGCUCAAAACAGCAUUUUUUCCAGCAUCAGAUAUUUUAUUAUUUCUGUAGAGCACAGAACUUCAAGUAGACUUUGAUAGUUUUGCAAGUGACCAAACGGCUAGUCUUUAAAAAUUGCUUUGGUGAAAUAUGUCCUUAUAGAACAGACAUCCUUGUGGUGAUGUGCCUUCUGAUGGGGCUGUUUGUAUUUGUUUCUGAAGGAGGAGCCUGCUAAGAUCAAUAAAACUGCUUUCUUUGGAAA